UCUCUUUCGUUUCUUGUCUUUUUUCUUUUCUUUUCUUUUCUUUUUCCUUAUGUCUGUGUUCCUUUCUUUCUACUUCUACUUCUACGGGUACUUCACGUCAUUUUUUGCCGCUGCUACCUUGCUGCUGCUGCUGCUGCUGCUGCCGUGUACUACCUACCUAUGUAUAUUGAUUGCCUUUGCGUUUGGAUAUUUCGGGGGUUGGGGGUUAGGGGGAUGAAGAUGGGAGGAGGGGAUGGGCGGAGGUUCUUUUCGGCGUUUUUUUUCAUUUUCUUCAAACUUUCAAACUUUCAACUUUUUACACACUGAAUGAAGCCUGAAGCCUGAAGCCUGAAGGAGGUGGGGACGAGACGGGGGUCGGGACGCGGAGGGCGGAGGGCGGGGGCCGGGGGUCGGGACGG
Tricharina praecox is the source of this 398-nucleotide messenger RNA. RefSeq lists its product as uncharacterized. NCBI's taxonomy places the organism in Eukaryota, Fungi, Ascomycota, Pezizomycetes, Pezizales, Pyronemataceae. Bases 50 to 217 code for a protein of 55 amino acids. The record is from RefSeq and is a predicted model, not a curated record. The transcript has a single exon.